UCCGUGGAAUCUGCUACAAGGUCUUCAACAGAUUUAGUAUCUUCAGGGGAGCGACCGCGGCCUGUCGACAAGACGGCGGCACCCUUGCCAUGCCCCGAGACGCAGAGACCAACGCCUUCCUGAUCUCUCUGUACAAGCCCGUGAGAGCCAACGGGCCCUUCUGGUUCGGCCUGCACGAUCAGCGCGAAGAGGGAAGCUUUGAGUGGGUGGAUGGUUCUGCACUUGGGACCUACAACUCAUGGGCUGAAGGACAACCGGACAACAAACAUGGCAACGAAGAUUGCGUUUAUUACUCCACAAAGACCGCCUGGAUCAAGUUAAGCUGGAAAGAAAAGUGGAACGAUGCACUGUGCAACAUGAAGCAUCGUUUCAUAUGCCAGACUGUUCCAGGACGUCCUUAGGCAACCGAUGGAACUCUCACCACCACUGUACAGCGGGUCUUCGUCCAUCCGUAGCAAAACUGACCAGUAAAACUUUAAAGAGAGAGAUCUUUAUUUGCAUGUUCCCAACUGGGCUAAAUGCUGUGAUUUGGUAGUAUUACAUGGAAUACUAAAUGGUGAUAGAAGCGUAUAGUGGUGAUAGAAGCGUACAGAUGGAUAAAAACAUUUGGAGCUAUGCUAUCACAACUAUUGUUUACAUGCCUCUUUUCCCUUCUUAAAACAGGUGUAUACGAAUCAUGUGUCAUUUUAUUGUACAAUGUAGUC
This is a messenger RNA of Branchiostoma floridae (Florida lancelet), 704 nucleotides long. Its product is annotated as alpha-N-acetylgalactosamine-specific lectin-like. Bases 90 to 401 code for a protein of 103 amino acids. The record is from RefSeq and is a predicted model, not a curated record. The transcript is spliced from 2 exons. Lineage: Eukaryota; Metazoa; Chordata; Leptocardii; Amphioxiformes; Branchiostomatidae.